Messenger RNA from Cylindrotheca closterium, 3285 nucleotides. NCBI's taxonomy places the organism in Eukaryota, Bacillariophyta, Bacillariophyceae, Bacillariales, Bacillariaceae. The record is from the annotation of a GenBank genome assembly.
AUGAGGCAAGGGAAAUCGCAUCGAUCGAACUUAGCCGACAGGCAAGAAGAAGCGACGGAUCGAAGAUCUCCACAGGAUCAAGCACAAGCACAAGCACAAGCACAAGCACAAGCACAAGCACAAGCACAAGCACAAGCACAAGCACAAGCACAAGCACAACGGGAUCGCAAUCAACCAAUGCAACAGCAGGGACAACAGGAAGAUCAAUUGAACCCUCCAGCACAGCGACAGCCACAACGUGGACCACGACACGAAGAGCAGCUGCAACAGCAACAGCAACAACAACAACAACAACAACAACAACAACAGCAACAUAAUUUAGAAAGUGACACAAACGUGGCUCGAAUGCCACCUCGCCAACAACGAGAACAGAGCAAUUCUUCCACUAGACGCAGCCGAAAGAGACGAUCCUCUAGCAACAGCCACGGUCAGCGUCGCCGUAGUCAACACUCAAAUUCGAAACGGUCUGAGGUCCCCUUUGGAGGAAGUCGACGCCGCAGUGACCCAACGGCAGGAGACCAAGAAGAUAAUCUAGUGGAACAAUACCGCGCAAUUUUGGACGGAGACAAAGUGGAUGCCGAAGAACGCAAUAAGGCUCAAAAUGUCUUUGUCGCGGCUGCUGGAAAUUUGUCAAUGGCAGCUCAACUGUACUGGGAUGAUUAUUUUGCAACAGCCGCCGCAGCAUCCGCUGCGGCCGCUGCCAAUGCUCUCCCACAACCUCCACUGAGAAACGAUGCUAGCAACAUGGACCACGAUUCCAGCAGUAGUGAUGACGAUGACGAUGACGACUUCAGUCGGGAUGGGUCCGCAAGACGCCAUCCUCAUCGCAAGAUCCGACGCAGCCUUGAUGGUGCGUUUCGUGCUGCCAAUCGUGACGACGCGAGCAGUAGCAACAACAGCAACAGUGGCGGGGACAACAGCAAUGAUGCUCCUGGAGAAGUAGUUCCUCGUCCUCCUUUGAGACAUGCGGCGGAUGACAACAAUGACGAUCAAGAGCUAAUGCAAGAAGACCGUCUGGAGAAUAACAAUGACAACAACGUCGCCGAGAGUGUCUCUGUCAGCGACGAUGAAACUGGUGGCAACCAAGGCGUUUGGAGAUUUGCAGGAAAUCGUCAAGAUUCAUCUCGGCGAAGACGCGGCACCCGCGACAUGGAAAGACGCAUCCGUGAAGCAGCUGCAGCAGUGGCGAAAAAAGUAUCACCAAAGAUAGAGUCUCCUCCACAACGACGAAGAAAACUCCACGACACAAGCAAGGAUAAACCGAAGUUUAUAAUCCCCGACAGUGACUGGCUCCAGGACCUUGAGCAAGAUGGUGCAGCGAUCCGCGAUCCUCUUUUAAUCUUGUGGGGUAAAGGCACACCAGGGACAAAGAACAGCGAAAACGAAGAAGAGAACGAAGAAGAAGGACGAGGCCCUCAAGAAGACGAGGUAGUACAACCUGCUGAGAACAAUAUCGAAGGUGAUGAUGCUGAUCCUCCUCCUGGCGAAGGGAACGUAGUGGUUGAUGAGGUGAUGGACGAGGACCAACCAGAACCACAAGGACGAGUUUCAGAACCAAAUGGGCGAACCAAGAGUACCCUCACUGGAAUUCCACACACAUGGUUGAACGCCUCCUUUUCACUUUCUGACUGUGGCAUGGGAAUCGCAUUGAAGCCUCCAAAGACUGAGGAUAUCGAGUUCUUUACUUGGAGGCAGCAACAGAAUCAAGGCCGUCACCAAAGUGGCGUCGUUCCACCACCGUAUCACUGCAAGUCUAUGACUGUUAUAUUCUCCAUCAUACAGGCAAUGCUGCUAACUGGGGCAUCUAUCCAGGGAGACACAGUCAAUUGUACAAAGGCACAGACACCGUGGAGCGAACUUGAUAAGACUCAGCGUGAAGUGCAAUUCGAUUCCAGACUGAAAGAUGCAUUGGCUGCAUUGAUCUUUGUUGCUGCCAAAGCAUCCCUUCAACGGAAGAAGCAGGCUGUUGCUAGAACAGAGGACGAGGCUCGAGAUCGAGAACAAGAAGAAGGUGUAGAAGUUGUGAACGAGGCUGAGAAAUUGCAGAAAAAGAAAAGGAUCCAAUACAUGAAACGAAGACUUCGUUUGAUAACAACGUGUACUUGGGAAGAUGAUCCAACCGCUGGAAUGCCACAAGCACCAGAUGGACCGAGCCACCGCAACGUUCAAGUAGCGACCUCUUUGACCAACAUCCAAGAUAUUGAGCUCUAUGUAUCCAGCAAUCUUCGCGACUUUAAGGCUCCUGGAGGUGUUGCCCUCCUUUUGGAAACCAUUUCCAGAAUUCAUGGUACCGGUGUUCUCGAACACAUGAUGAAGGUCAGCACUUCUGAGGGCAUGUCCAAAGGAAUGUAUACAACUGAAAGCUUGAUUUCUUGUACAUGCGAACAGCGUCAAAAAAAGCAGUUGGAAGAAAACCCAAUUCCUAACAUUUCCCGCAUUGAUUCCACAAAGUUGAUGGACACCACGCCACCAGGUCACGAAUGUACAUCCCACCAGCUGACAAGUCUGCUUCUCACUGGAAAGAUUGAAUCUUCGUGGAAGGGGUGGUCGAACGCUGGCCUUGGCUUUGGUUUGUUGUCCGCCAACCAUGGACAAAUUGGAUUAGGGCUCACUCGACCAGAACAAGCAGUUUGGAUGCUCCAAGGAGAGACUGGUUACACAACAUUACAUGUUACAGAUUGCAAGGGUGCUGAACCAAGGACGGUUUCCAAACUGGACACUGCCGGAGCUGUAUUGGAGUUCAGCCAUUGGAACUCUUGGUACGGACAGAGGAAAGAGUCUGGUUUAAAGCUCACCACAACAGGUGCCAAAUGGAACUUUCGAGCAAAGCAGAUACAAAAGCAAGACAGUGUGCAGCAUCGUGGAGCAUCUGGACCUAGUUGGACUUUGAGGCUACUUAGAGAACAACGAGAUCUUGAGCAAAGUACUUCUGCGAAAGCCAGGCAACAGGAAUCGUAUCUUGAAGCCAAUGAAUCAGAAAUCAGCAUCAAGCCAGAAGAAGUGAAGGCUGCUAAGGUGCACUCUGAUGAUGAGCGCCAUUACCCAGGAAAUCACAAAAUGUGGCGUUUCGACAUGGGUGAUGUCGAAAAGGAAAAUUCGUCCCAUGGAGAAGACCAAAAACUACCUGGAAACAAUUGGAUCCCGUACUAUCGUCUGACUCCGAAGCAAAAAUACAUUGCAGACUUGAAGCUAGGCCCGAAAAUCCGAGGGAUUCUAUGGACACGUUGGCCAAAUGCAACAAUCAAUGGGUUCACCCCAAGUAAUGGCGAGCCACCAGUUGUCUAA